AACUCUGACAAUGACGCCGGUUUUCGUUGGGCUGAUAUCGGAAGAAUUCUUGGAAUCUCUGGAAGAACUUUGCGCCAUCGAAGACAUGAACCUGGGUUGCCAGUUGGUGUGGGAGAGAAUUUCAGUGAUGUCUCCAACGAUGACCUUGACGAAUAUGUGAGGGAAAUUCUUAAAGUGACACCAAGCGCUGGUCAACGCCUGGUUGAAGGGGGCUUAAGGAAAAGGGGCUUCCGAAUCCAGUGCCAUCGUAUUCAGGAAUCUAUUCGAAGAGUGGAUCCGGUUAUUCGCACUUUAAGAGCAGCGCAGCAGAUAAUUCGUAAAGUGAACAGUGUGCCAUGCCCCAAUGCGUUAUGGUAAAAUAAACGAAUUCUUUGAAGCGCUAUUUAGUUAACACUAACUACACCAUUAGAGCCCACCACCCCUCUUUUCAAAUAGUUUGUUAUUUCUCUAAGGGCAACACCCCCCUGGGGGGACUCCUGUAUAAAAAGGACAGGGAUGCUUGUUAUACUUUUUAGGGUUUAAAAAUACAGGUUUGGUACCUCUUAUGGUGGUCAGUUCCAAAGGUCCACAGCGGGAGCUUUUGUGCUAUCUCUUAGGUAGGGUCUUGAACAGAAAAAAAUGACAGCUAGGGUUAACUGUGCUGUAUCAGAAUUGUUUCCUCUUAGAGGUGAAAAGUAUAUUAAGCUAUGCCAAUAAAACAGGAUCUUGAUACCUUUUAAGGGUUCUUUUCAAAAUUUGUGACAAGCACUCCUUUCCUUUUUAUAUGGGAGUUCCCUCCACACAGGGGCAACACUGGUUUAAAUCUGUGAUACAAGGGAGGUCAGGCUGUAAUUUUGAUGCAUGAGUAUUAAUGCCAAUUCAACUCACGAUUUGAGAUACUUUCCCCGAUUCUAUUUAGCCCCCUCACUAAUCACCCUAACCCAGUUUCCCAGCCCCCACCUUCCCCUGAUCAUGAUAUUAUGCUCAAAAUUCCUACCUAUCACGCCUGUUACUCAUGGGUGAUCACAAAAUGCCUCUUGUUGAUGUUAUGAUUAUUAUUUUUGUUAUUGUCAUUAUAAUUAUUACCACUAUUACUCAGAUAGGCAGAUUUAACUUUUUUUACAUACCAUAUUUAACCUGACAUAUAUGUGAUAGUGUAGUGGAACAAAUGUCUUCAUGGUGUCCAACAGGGGCAUUGAUGGCAACCACAAACUAAUCCAGCCAUAUAAAAUUGUCAUUCAUGGUGGUUUAGAUGGUUUUUCAAGAAUGAUAGUAUUCCUUCAGGCAUCAACCAACAACAGGGCUUUAACUGUACUGCAGUAUUUCCAGUCAGCUGUUGAGCACUACAAUUUACCAUCAAGAGUUUGCAGUGAUCUUGGAAUGGAAAACAUAGAAGUUGCUCGCUUCAUGCUGCAAGAAAGAGGUUUGAAUAGAGGCAGCCACAUCACUGGAAAAUCUGUUCAUAACCAGAGAAUAGAGCAUCUCUGGUAUGAUGUCAACUGGGUUAUUGUGAGCCACUCUUUGAACAUUUUCCUCUUUCUUGAGCACAGUGGAAUUUUAGAUCCAACAGAUGAGGUGCAUCUGUUUUGUAUUCAUCUAGUUUACAUUACACUGAUUAAUAAUGCAAUUAACCAAUUUAUCAGUCAGUGGAAUAAUCUUCCUGUAAGCACACAAUGCAAUUUCUCUCCCAAUCAGCUCUGGAUACAAGGAAUGUUACAUUUCAGAAAUUCUGGGUAUAAGGCUGUGACAGAUGUGACUGCCAGCAAGGCUGUUGAUUUAUUCAGUCAUUAUGGGAUUGGUGAAGAAGGGCCUGUACCUGACAUGCAGAGUGACUAUGCAGUUUUGGUACCUGACACAAUUACUAUUCUGACACAUAACCAAGAAUUGUCACUGCAAGAAGCUAAAGAUGCAGUCUUCCAAACUGGUGAUCAUGAUGGAAUCAUAGCUUUCCAAGUGGUAUUGCAGAUUUCCUCUUUUUAUUUAAACUGCUGUUCAUGA
Molecule: messenger RNA, 1977 nt
Organism: Pocillopora meandrina
Lineage: Eukaryota; Metazoa; Cnidaria; Anthozoa; Scleractinia; Pocilloporidae
Source: the annotation of a GenBank genome assembly